Thalassophryne amazonica is the source of this 884-nucleotide messenger RNA. It is a transcript of the gene olig1, whose product is annotated as oligodendrocyte transcription factor 1. NCBI's taxonomy places the organism in Eukaryota, Metazoa, Chordata, Actinopteri, Batrachoidiformes, Batrachoididae. The record is from RefSeq and is a predicted model, not a curated record. Gene Ontology annotation, molecular function: protein dimerization activity. Bases 90 to 863 code for a protein of 257 amino acids. The transcript has a single exon.
UCGCUUUUACAGAAGACACUGUCCUUAGGUGAGUUGCUCUGGAACUGGAGAAGUUGGAAACUUCAGACCACAGAACCUCAGAGAAGACGAUGAAUAUUCUGUCAAACUCUGUGAUGCGGCCCCAGGAGCAGUCGCUGCCACUCUGUGUAAGUGGCUCGGUCCAGGACUUACCUCACUGCCCCACCACAGGCUUCAGCCUCAGUGCCCACAUAAAUUCCGGGCCUGUACUUGGUCUCCAAAGUGGCCAGAGGUCAACCAAACCUCAGAGGGAGCUGAGCCCCAAGGAGCAGCAGGAGCUGAGAAGAAAAAUCAACAGUCGGGAGAGGAAGCGAAUGCAGGACUUGAACAUAGCCAUGGAUGCCCUGAGAGAGGUCAUGGUCCCUUACGCCUGCUCACCUUCUUCUGUGUCCUCCUCACAGCCACACCACCCUGGAGCUUCUCCUGGUCGCAGGCUGUCCAAGAUUUCCACACUGGUCUUAGCCCGGAACUACAUCCUCCUCCUGGGUUCUUCCCUGCAGGAGAUGCGGCGGCUGCUGGGGGAGGUGAGUGUUGGUAUGGGGAUGAACACUGGACCAGUGCCCCGUCUUCUGCUCACAGGAGGGUGGCCUCUCAUCUCUAACCAUGGCCAGCUCCUCCUCAGACAAGAAUCUCUCCUUACUUCAUCAGCUUCCACCUCCUCCUCUUCCUCCCCUUCAUCUUCACCAGCUAAAUGUCCCCUCCUUUCUCCUGGCCCCAUGGAGGCCUCACUGACUCCUGUGCAGUGGAGCUCCUUAGGCAUCUCUGGAGGGCCUCAGUGCCCCUGCGGAGUCUGCAGACUACCAAGAUUCAGCCAUUCUGCUCCAGCUCCAAGGUUCCCAAAGUGAUCAGACGCGUCUCUGAAAGAA